CUAUAUAAAGAGGAUGAGGACAGACCCUCCAUAGCCACGUUUAUCUGGCAGUGGGUGAGACAGCGGUCAGUGUUUGGCACACCAGGACCAUAGGUGGUGGUAGACGGCUAUCCCUUUACAAUGGUGCAGCUCUCUCCAUCCAGUCCUAAUGGCGGUGUUCAGAGAUCUCCGGUGCCGCCAGGCCAGGGUUCUCUGCCGACAUCGCUCUCCUCUGUCGCUGCUCCGCUCCAGAUGUAUGAGACGUAUCUAGAGAACGGCUACAUCAGCCUGAAGCACAAAAUCCGGAACAUUGAGAAAAAGAAGGCGAAAUUGGACGAUUAUAGAGAUCGACUGAACAACGGAGAGGCGCUUAAUCAGGAUCAGCUGGAGGCGGUUGAGAAGUACGAUGAGGUGCUUCACAAUCUGGAGUUUGCCAAAGAACUUCAAAAGACCUUCUCUUCACUCAACCAAGAGUUGAUUAAGGCCCAGAAGAAAGCCCAGAGGCGGGAUCAGGUCCUGAAAGUAGAAGCGGAGAAGAAACGACUGUGCACGAUUCUGCAGACGCAGUACUUGUUGCAGUCAUUCUGUCAGGGCCAUGUGCGAAAAGACUUCAAGAGCGGGCUGAACGGAGCCAUUUACCUCUCCCCUAAGGAGCUGGACAAUGUCUCCAAGUUCGCAGACUUGCUCUGCCACAAGAGGUUCAAACACAUUAGUCUUGAAGAAGAGAUGGGUCAGUUGUCGGUAUACUUGUGGAACCUACUAGAGGGUAAUGAGAAAACUGUAGCAGGGACGAACUACAAAUCAUUAAAAGACCUAGUGGCCAGAAUGUUGGACUGUGGGUACUUUGAGAGUGUCCCAGAGCCCCCUCCGGAGAAGAAGCCAGAGCCUAAACCGGUUGAGCCUCCACAGAUUGAUACCAUCAAAGUGACAAAAGUGACUAAAUCUGAGCCGGAGAGAGAACAGGAGUCCUACGUGGAAUAUGUGAAAACGGAUACACAACACCGUGGGAUUUCUGUGCGGUACUGCUUGCCAAAAAAUGAUCAGAUGGUAAAAGCGCCAGAAGUACAGAAACCAGGAGAGGUCAAAUCCAUCAGGCCAGAGCCAAUAAAGGCAUGGCCGGUGACUGCUACUGUGAAGCUCCAGGAAACAAAGAGGUGGCUUCCUACCCCCUCCGUGACACUGCUCACCAAACCCUGGGAGGCUCAGAGUGCCCCUCAGCCAGCACCCCCUCAGCCCAAGGGUUUUGUACUGGAGCCGCCAAGGGAGAGACGUGAACGGGGUCCAAGACUUCAACCAGAAAUAAAGCCUGUGGCCCAGACUAAGGAUCCUAAAGUGCUGCCUGUGGAAAAUGGGCAGGCUCCGGUGAAGAAAACAGACAUUCCUGUAGCCAUCUCUGCCAAUCACUGCUCUCCAUCUUCCACCAAUGUACAGCCUCAGCGGAUGCAGUCACAGCCGGCCACGGAGUUCUGCUAUUCACCGACUUUACCGAAGGAUCCGCAGCUGAGGAAGCAGAGGCUGGAGGCGCUUAUAGAUGAAAUCAAAGGAACCUACAACUUCAUGCAGGACUCUUUGUUGGAUUUUCAGUUUCCUUCUCCAGUUCCGGCCUCUACAAAGCCGCCGCCAGAACCGGCUCCAGAAGUGCCAGCUGACACCACUGACAAACAGGUGCCUAUUGUGCAAGCUGAAAAGGUUUCUCUCUCCCCAGUUUCCAUGGAACCAAAGAGCGAGCCACUUUCUCUCUCCAUGGAACCAAAGAGUGCGCCACUUUCUCCUGCCAUCUCCGAACCUGCUGCUCCUCCAGCAACCACACCUUCACCUGUAAAUCAUCCUGUUGCUCUGACCAAUGAGGUGGAGAAAUUACCAACCGAGCAAAAAUAUACAGCAGAAUCUGAGCUAACGGAGCCGCAGCUAGAGAGAAACAAGACACCUGUGCCUCUGCCCAGUCCCCAGCUCCAGUCUCCGAAGACCCCAACAAACACCUCGCUCCUGCAGUUGCAGCGGGAAGGAACUCCCUUGUUGGCCAGGAGCCCCCCAGUCUCCUCCCACUCGUCACCAUUCCCAGGCAUGCAGGCUAUCUUUAAAGUGAAUGCUCCGUUGCCAUUGCGUAAGGAGUCGGAGAUUAGGGAGGAGCUGCUGUAUCCCCUGGACUACCAACAGACCUUCAGCACAGCAAGCACACAAACUGCUCCCCAUGGCUACCUAGAUGGGAAUGGUGGUGAUCAGCAGGUGCUGCCCCAGGAGACCUUUAUCUCACCUUCCGUCAGCAAUGGAAGCAUGCCUUGUUAUACAUCCAGUCCCAACCUCGUGCCUCGCAUGCCUCAGCAAUGCUUGACCACCCGCAGUGGGACCAUCAGAGGAACCAGCCGCGGGGGACGUAUAAUGACCAAUGGGUAUCGCUGCCAGACUAUUAAAGGAACAGAGCCUUAUAGAGGGCCCCAGUGUGUCUCCAGUGGACAUUAUGGGCACGCCCCCUGCCCGGGUCGUGAUUAUCCAGUUACACCAUUCAUACCGCGGGAUACUAACUCCUAUCUGUGCCAUAGGAGGGGUUCUGUGACUCCAGGUACUCGCACAGCUUCUAGAAGCUGGAGUGAAUCAUCGCAGCCCGGCAACCCAGAACGUGAGGACAGCAUCUCCAGUAUGGACUCUGGUCUGGGGGAUUCCCGCAGUCUCACACCGGUGGAUAUGUCCAUGAGCAGCCAUGCUGCCACCAUACUGCCAGUCCACGUCUACCCCCUCCCUCAGCAAAUUAGGGUGGCGUUUUCUGCCGCCAGAACAUCCAACUUUGCUCCCGGCUCCUUGGAUCACCCAAUUGUGUUCGACCUCCUGCUGAACAACCUUGGGGAUACGUUUGACUUCCAAGUUGGGCGCUUCAUGUGCCCGGUUAAUGGCACCUAUGUCUUCAUAUUUCACAUGUUGAAACUGGCAGUCAACGUUCCGUUGUAUGUGAACCUGAUGAAGAACGAUGAGGUUAUGGUGUCUGCCUAUGCCAAUGAUGGUGCGCCUGACCAUGAGACAGCCAGUAACCACGCAGUUCUACAACUUUUCCAGGGUGACCAGAUAUGGCUACGGUUACACAGAGGCGCAAUCUAUGGCAGCAGCUGGAAAUACUCUACGUUCUCUGGGUACUUGCUGUACCAGGAUUGACUGGUCGGUAGAUGGCAUUAGCUGUACUGUUCAUGGGUGAUUGGGUCUUGGGUAACGUUGGCUUGAUGAAAGACUGUACAGAUUGGGACUGGACCUUGUGCUUCAAUAUCUACGUCUGAAUCCUGUCUGGACUGAAUAUAAUGUUGAAAUGGCUUUAAUUGGCCCCAGAGUUCUAGCCCUGUCUGCUAUCGAUCUGGUGACACUCCUGGCUGAAUGUAGCGGUGGUGUGGACUGAGCCUGUCUGAGUGCUUCUCCCAUUGCAUAGCUCCUGGUGAGGGGAGAGUUUAUUAGCAGUGUCACAGUGAGCCCUGGACAUACAGAAUAUCAUGUGACGUGACUGGUGCUGAUGUGUAAAUAAAAACACUGAUUGCAA
Molecule: messenger RNA, 3496 nt
Organism: Pseudophryne corroboree (corroboree frog)
Lineage: Eukaryota; Metazoa; Chordata; Amphibia; Anura; Myobatrachidae
Gene: CAPRIN2
Product: caprin family member 2
Exons: 22
Coding region: 121-3123 (1000 amino acids)
Biological process (GO): positive regulation of canonical Wnt signaling pathway
Cellular component (GO): cytoplasm
Molecular function (GO): signaling receptor binding
Source: RefSeq, a predicted model, not a curated record